Messenger RNA from Durusdinium trenchii, 2892 nucleotides. The record is from the annotation of a GenBank genome assembly. Lineage: Eukaryota; Dinophyceae; Suessiales; Symbiodiniaceae.
AUGGGACAUGUCAUCUUGGCAGCUUCUCGCACUGAUGAAGACAUUGCUCCUCUGGAUCCAGCCUUUAUCCUGGAAGAGUACAAAGAACGCAUCUUGGCAUUCUCGAAAGCCCCAAGCCAUGCACAGCACAUCCUGCGCAUCGAGCACCACCAUGAGCCUUCCUGGUCUCUCCGCUUUGACGACAAAGCAUCCGUGGCUGAUCUGGUGCAAGCAGAGCGAAUGAAUCUUGCUUGGGGACACACAGUGCAGGUGUUCUCUGAUGAUCAAUCGGUUGACGACCUGAGUUCACUGAGCUGCCAUCUCGAUGGUCUUCGUCUUGAACACAUGCCCAAGAAGAGCAAGACUGAAGUUCAGAUAGCACAUCUGAUCAUUCAAAUCAAGAUUUGUGGGCUCAGUCAUAUCGCGAUUUUGCCACGAGGCAACAUGCUUUUCGCCUUUGUCGACAAGGUUUUGGACAGCAGACCUGCCCUCGUUGUCAAUGCUGAUGGAGAAAGGGUCCCACUAGACACUCGGAUCUGGUUUCCAGGUAGCUUCAUUGCUUUGACCAAGAACACUUUCUCAUGCUGGCCUUUGCGCUUGAGUCUUGAGGGAAGAGGCACACAUGAUGAUGCAUUUCCUACCUCAGCAGGAUUGUAUGAAGCUGAAGUUGAGCUGCUUGUCUUUCGGUUCUUGCACCUCCAAUGCAUUGAUCCUCACCUUUUUUGGACAGCACGAUGGAUUGUAGACAUCACGGAGCUUUGGCCACACGAGGCCCAUCAGCGCAUCCUGCACAAAUGGCUGAAAGGGGGAGAGAUACAAGGAUGUCGUUUUGGCAUUCUUUGGGAGGCAAAUCAUUGGAGUGCAUUCUUAGUGACCCAUCACGACAACAAGCUCGAUGUCUUCAUUGUUGAUUGCCAAGUUGAGGAGGUCUCUUCUUACAUGGACCUCUUCUUUGCCCGUGUCAGCAAGGCGCUCCACUGUCACAUGUACCACAUCCAUUUGACCCACGGCAUCGGCCAGACCUUUGGGACACACUGUGGUGCGGUGGCAUUUCUCAAUGUGGUGAACUUCCUCUACCCCUCAACUGACUUUAUGGAGCAAGAUGCACACAAUCUGUAUCUAAGGAUUUUGGUACAGAGAUCCUUGGCAGAAGAAGCAAUUGAAACUGCCUCUGUCUCUACAACUCUCAGUUGGCAGAUGAUUGGAACAUCCUCCAAAGAUGACAUCACUGAUCGACUGGUGCCUUCGCAACUUGUGCUGGAUCCCAAGAUGUUCAAGGACGAAAACGGAGAUCCAGUUCCACAACUACAAUUCUCACAAGUUGAGGCGGAUCAACAUGGUCUGGCCAUAUGCACCAUACAGGAGGCAACAGCUUUUCUGAUGGCACCAAAAUCAAUCAGCCCGCAUGCUCUAGGACUGCUUCUACUCGAACCACCAGAGCCAGAUGUGAUGUUGAAGUCAGGUGCUACAAAGAUGAGAUUCCCGGCGCAAUACCAAGUUACAGGAGAACAAGUGUUGAUCUUCGGUGCGCUGCUUUGCAUCGGUGAUAUCUCCAUCGACAGGGCGACUGCUGGCUCUGUCUCCAAGCAACCUGUCCUGCCCACGGUCAUCAUCCGGUACACCCUUUACAGGGAUCAGUUCCAAGGAAGCUGGCAGACCUUCACUGAAGCUCCAGUUCGAGAAAUAUUGAAGAUGUUUGAGCCCUUGAACUACUGUGACGGCAAGAACUGUGGCUCUGCCUGUAAGAAGACACAUCCUGAUGUGGACAAAACAUAUGAAGCGGUGAUCUUGGAACUUUGGGGACGACACUUCACCACGGCUGCAGGAACCAAAAAGACACCCCUUGAGGCAGAUCAAUUCUCAUUCCAGGUACGGACUCCAGCCGCCAUCAUCCUGAGCCUGGUCUCGAACAAUCCGGCAGGUCUUUACAGUGACCCUCGCACAGAUGACUUCAGAGUUGCACAUCCGGACUUUUGUGUCAUAUGGAUCAACAAGGUUGACUUCACACAAGUCGAGCACAUGAGUCGAACCUGCUCCUAUGCGCUGUCCAUCGUCCGACAUCGUCAGAGAUAUGGUAUCAGGGUCAAGAAGAUAAAUGAAGCUAAAGCAUGGGCUGAACUCAAGCCGGAUCAACAUUUUCAGCCUGUGAAAAUCGAGCAGAUCUUUGAAGUAUCUCCGGUGCCACACGGUACGCAAAAGAAGACAAUGGAAAAGGUGAUGCGCGAAUGGAACUGGAACUGCCGUGUUCUCCAGCCAGGACGUGGAUCGCACUUUCACAUGUCAUGGCAGGUAGGUGCACAAGAAGAACCUCCGGCUCGUGUGCUGCAGGCAUUUCAAUCCGACGUACUGAUCAAUCCAGUGCGCAAAGUGGAGGUCGAACAGUUGAGGCCGAAGAUCUUCCUGGCUAAGAAGACCCAACAGCAUCUGCGUCAAGCACCUUCCACGACAAAGGAAGAUCAGGACCCAUGGUUGAAUCACAAUGAUCCUUGGGCCAAAUAUGCGGCAACCAGCUCCACAUCAGCUCCGCUACCACCACCUACAACAGCCAAGCGCAUUGAGGAGAUCAAGGGCACACUUCAACAAGAAGUGCAAAACGCCGUACGCAAAGAGCUUGAGAGCCAUCCUGCUGGAGGAGCUAUGUCAGACACUGAAUCUGGCCGGCUUGACCAUUUGGAGAGUGCGCUUCAAGAAGUCAAAAGUCAGAACAGUGCUCUGAAAGGAUGGAUUCAAGAUGCGCAGACCAAAUUGAAUCGACAAGACGCUCAACUUACACAAUUGAAACAAGAAGUUGGUGCUCAAUCUGAGCAAAUGAAAACACAAUUCACCAAUUUGCAGGGGGAGCUGAAUCAAUCCUUUGAGAAACAAUUCAGCAGGUUGGAAGCGUUGCUUGAGAAGCGACAGCGGCAUGAAUGA